GCCACGUUAGCAGACCACGUCAGCAGACCACGUCAGCAGACCACAUCAGCAGACCACAUCAGCGGACCACAUCAGCAGGCCACGUCAACAGGGAGUGCCACGUCAGCCACCCGGGCCUGUUUAUGCUGACGCGCUCGCAGACAGCCGUCAUGGACCAGAAACCGGGGGAAACGGCGGAGGCAUAUCAGGACCGCAUGCUGGCUUUUAUCAUAGAAGCCAAGCAGCGGGCGGAUGCAGUAGCAGCUGCAGAGAAGAAGAAGGUGGAGGAUGCGGAGCAGGCACGACUGCUAGCUCUUGAACAGCAGCGUCUGCAGGCCGAGGCAGCAGCGAAGGCUGUAGAUGAAAAACGAUUGAAGCGGCGUGAGAAGAUUUUCAGCGGGGAACAAGCAUUACUCACAUUGGCAGCGGAAUGGCGAACUGAGGCGGAGACAGGGAAGAUGGAGGAGAGCGAGACCAAGAUUGCCCUCCUCCUCUCCCAUCUCACGGACCUCUUGGCGACAUGCAUCGCGCAACAGGAGGACAUUCACAGCCUCGAUGCCGAAGUCAAGAGUGUUCGCAGCCGCGUACAGCAGCUGGAGCAACGACCAGCCGCCGCCCCUGUGGCAAGCUCCUCCAACACAUCAGACCGCCUGGACGCAUUGGAGACUGACGUCAGCACACUCAAGGACGGCGCACGACUACAACAAACCACUACUCAACAAUUGGAGCAGCGGGUCUUUGCUGCCGCCGCCAGCCGGAGUUCGGGACAGCGCGAGUCAACUCCCAAGUUUGACGGUCAGGAGAUCUUCUGCGAUUCAACAAAGACGGAUUCAGUUCAGUGGUUCCGCAAGUUUGAACUCACGUUGCAGCUGCACCUCGUCAGCGAGUGCAAGCACCACGCCGGGCUGCCCUACCAAGGGGAAGGGCAAGCAGGGAGACUGAGCGCCGUCGAGAGUGAGUCGACGACACUCUCGACACCUUCGGAACCGGUUUCUUCGCGAGUGACCGGCCUUCAUUCCGGGGCGCAUGCGGAAGUCGACAGUCCUCUUCUCUAUUCUUUUGAGGACUAUGCUGCCCGACUCGUUCCGGCGCUAGGAUCUUUUGCUCAAGGACAAGACGUGUGUGCGGCAUCUUCUCCGUCCGGCAACGGUUCUUCUUCGUCUUCAAGUGGUUCUUCACGGGAUUCGGCAUGCGGGUUCAACAUAGAGGAAUUGGACCCGCUUAAGUCUGGGGAUUUCGCAUGGCUUCCUCUCCCGACCACAGGACGCUUACCGGGACCGCAAUGCGCAGCACUCUGUGUCCAUCUUCACAAGUACUUGUCCUUCUAUGCACCACCAACUUCGCCGACGGAUGACGAGGUCGCGGUGGGGGACAUCUUGGCAUAUGUUACCAAGGUGGCCCGUGAGUUUCGCACGCAGCGGUACGACGACAAUAAUGCACCGCUGAUGUAUGUCCGCAUCCACGUUGGGCAGACGUCCUGCAGCGCUUUGCUGGAUAGCAGCGCGAUGAGCCAAGCUUUUAUGCAAAGGGCUGGCCUCGGCACACAGGUUCGGAGGAAGGCAAACCCGACGGCGAUCAAGUUGGCGGAUGGAAAGACGCAACAACUUCUCGACUAUUACAUCGAGGCCGUACCGGUGUACUUCGCACCUCAUGCAUGCGAACCGGUCACGUUCGACAUCUUGGACACAGACUUCGAUAUGAUUCAGGGGAUGCCUUGGCUUGCAAGUGCGGAUCACACGAUCAACUUUCACCAGCGGACUCUCACCGUUCGCGACGCCUUCGGCGCCGAGGUGCCGUGUACUAUUCCUCUUCCGCACCCUUCGAUCCGACGCCAAGUUGUGACGGACAAAUCAUUCCGAACUACAUGUGCAUAUGAGCAACCUGAAGAGAUAGGCCUAUGUUUCUUGCGGACUAGCGCGGUAGCCGACUCUUCACCAUCGGACUUGUCUUCGGACCACCGCGUGGUACGGCUGCUUGAUGAGUUCGCCGACAUCUUCGAGUCACCUACCGGUGUGGUGCCGGAUCGGCCAAUCUCUCACGAGAUCAUUCUUGAGGCCGGUGCCGUGCCGCCGAAAGGUUGCAUCUAUUGGAUGAGCGAGGAGGAACUGGAGUACCAAGCCAACCGGGACAAGUGCGAGUUUGUCCGGCAAGAGCUUGAGUACAUUGGCCAUUUUGUCACACUAGAGGGCAUCAGCCCGCUAUCGGAGAAAAUUCAAGCCAUCCAGGAGUGGCCGGAGCCGCGUAACGUCACGGAUGUCCGUUCGUUUCUUGGUCUUGCCGGCUACUAUCAACUCUUCAUCAAGGGCUAUUCGAAGAUCGCGGCCCACGUGACCAAGCUUCAAUGCGAGGAUCGGCCAUUUGACUUCGACGAGGAUGCGCGAGAAUCUUUCUUGGCUCUCAAAGCUGCACUUUUGUCAGCGGAGGUCUUGCGAAUCUACGACCCGCUAUUGCCCACACGCGUCACUACUGAUGCGUCCGGCUAUGGUAUUGGCGCUAUCCUCGAGCAACACGAUGGCGUGGACUGGCACCCGGUCGAGUAUUUCAGCAAGAAGGUGCCCGCCGUGCACUCUAUUGAUGACGCGAGGAAGAAGGAAUUAUUGGCCUUCGUACACACACUCAAGCGCUGGCGGCAUUUCCUUCUUGGUAGACGGCAGUUCCGAUGGGUAACGGACAACAAUCCAUUGAUCUUUUACAAGACCCAGGACACAGUCAACAGCACCAUUGCCCGGUGGAUGGCCUUCAUUGACCAGUUUGACUUCUUCCCCGAUCACAUUCCGGGCAAGUCAAACCGUUUUGCGGAUGCUCUUUCACGACGUCCGGACCAUUGCACUGCCGUCUACUCGACUUUCGAGAUUGAUAACGACUUGCGGGACAAUUUUAUCCGCCGCUACCAGGCCGACCCCGAGUUUCGCAACAAGUACGCAAAUUGUUCCUCGCCCAAUCCGGCACCUUCUCGCUAUCGGAUCCAGGAGGGAUAUUUGCUUGUCCACUCGCGAGGGAAGGAUCUUCUUUGCGUACCGAGUGACCCUCACUUGCGUACAUGGCUUCUUGGCGAGUUCCACGAUGCUCCCGCCACCGAACAUUUUGGCAUCAAUCGAACGAUUGCCCGACUUCGCGAGCGAUUUUGGUGGUCCGAUCUUCUCGACGACGUCACACGCUACUGCGAGUCAUGCGAGAUUCGCCGAUGUUGCAAAUCCCGCAAUCAUCGUCCGUAUGGCGAGUUGCGACCACUACCGGUUCCCUUGCGCCGACGCGAGGCGAUUGACAUGGAUAUCACUGGGUCAUUCCCCAAGCACAAGACCGGUGUGGAUGGGAUUCUCACAGUAGUCGAUCGACUCACCAAGUUUGCCAUGUUUUUGCCUUGUCGCUAUCAUGCCAAGGCACCAGAGUUGGCCGAGAUUCUCUACGCCGGUUGGAUUCGAACCAAGGGUUACCCCAAGGAAAUCGUCUGCGACGGCGACACUCGGUUCAUCUCGCCACCUUUGACGGAUGACCAGACGGAGAGGGCGCACCAGACGGCACAGGUUCUCCUUCGCACUCUCAUCCGUCCUGAUCAGAAGGAUUGGGUUGAGCGGCUGCCGGAUGUCGAAUUGGCCUACAAUUCGUCCAUCCACCCGACUAUUGGGAUGUCGCCUUUCGAGUUUGAGCAUGGCUCUCCGGUCACUUCUCCGUUGGACACCAUCGUUCCACGCACGACCGAGAGCGACGACCAUCUCCUUUUCUUGCGUCGGAUGCAAGAGCUUCUUGUCAAGGCACGCAAUCAGAUGGCAAAGACGCAGCAACGCAUGAGCCAGCAGGCCAAUCGCCAGCGUCUUCCUUGUCCAUUCCGCGCCGGCGACCUCAUCAACGGUGAGAAGUGCGAGUUUGGCUGCACCCGUGUCUUGUACUUGGGUCAUGAGAUUUUCGCGGAAGGAUUGAAGCCCGAUGACGCGAAGAUGGCCAGCAUUCGUGAUUGGCCGCGUCCUCAGUCCGUGAUUGAGAUGAGAUCGUUCUUAGGGAUGACCGGCUACUAUAGGACCUUUGUAAAGAACUAUAGCAUAGUAGCCGCCCCUUUGACUGAUCUAACCCGCCUUGACACCCCGUGGGAGUGGACAAAUGAGUGUGAGGCUGCUUUCAGACAUCUUAAGCAUGCACUGACGCAUUAUGAAGUCUUGAAACUCCCCAAUCCUGACAAUCCAUUUAUAGUAACCACGGAUGCUAGCCAAUAUGGCAUUGGCGCCGUGCUUGCGCAACAGGAGGGGUCAAAGUUGAGGCCGGUCGAGUACAUGUCCAAGAAAAUGCCGUCUCAGAAGUUGGCUAAGUCCACCUAUGAGAAAGAACUCUAUGCGGUAUUCAAGGCGCUGACCCAUUGGAGACACUAUCUCCUUGGCAGGUUCUUUAUCCUCAGGACUGAUCAUCGGACCUUGAGAUGGAUGAGAACACAGCCUGUACUUUCCGACGCUCUGAAGCGUUGGAUCGAAGUCAUUGAGCAGUAUGACUUUGACCCUCAGUACAUCAAAGGAGAGUACAACAAGGUUGCUGAUGCCUUGUCGCGUAGACCUGACUUCUCAGGGGCGCUACUUACUGAGUUCGAUCUUACGGACGAUGUCACUCGAUCCUUGAAAACCGCAGCCAAUCUGCUGCAAAGGUUCUGGUGGCCCACGAUGUUGAAAGAUGCUAAGCUGUAUGUGGAAACUUGUCAAGUUUGCCAACGGGACAAGCCCCGUACUCAGGCUCCUCUUGGGCUGCUCAAGCCCCUUCCGAUUCCGGAAAGGCCGGGUGAAAGUUUAUCCAUGGACUUCAUGGAUACGCUGGUCACCAACAAGAAUGGCAUGAGACAGAUCUUUGUCAUCGUGGAUAGGUUUAGUAAGUUUGCUAGAUUAAUAGCUAUGCCAGAAACAGCGAAGACCGAGUAUGUGAUCAGGCUAUUUAAAGAGAACUGGGUUAGAGACUUUGGACUGCCGAAGUCUAUAGUCAGCGACAGGGACCUCAGGUUCACGAGUGAAUUGUGGAAGGCCGCUGCAGCUGAACAAGGAACUCAACUGCAGAUGACUUCUGGAAAUCAUCCAGAAGCUAAUGGCCAGGCUGAACAAAUGAACCGCGCUGUGCAACACCUGUUGAGGCACUACAUCAAGCCCAACCAGGGAGACUGGGACGAAAAGCUUGCUCUAGUCGCCAGUCUUUAUAACAAUGCUGUACACAGUGCUACCGAGGUGAGUCCUAACAAUCUACAACUGACGUUCAAGCCUAGACUGCCCUUAGACUUCCUACUUCCCGACAACCAGCCAACUGCUACACCGGGCACUCUGGAGUUCGCCUAUAGAUAUGAACAGAAGAUGCAGGAGGCUGUAGAACACAUGCAGAAGGCGCAGGCAGCAAUGAUAGAGUCUGAGAAUAGACACCGCCGCCCUUCUACAUUUCAGGUUGGGGACAGAGUCUGGGUCAAGUCUUCAGAACUGGGACUGGAGUUCGGGAUAUCCCGCAAACUCAUGCCUCAGUACUUUGGACCUUGGGAAGUUCUAGACGUAGUAGGGACAGAUCCUGAUGGCCCAUCAUAUGUCAUCCGUAUCCCUGGUCAUCUCAGAACUCACCCUGUCUUUCACGCCUCUAAGCUCGCUGCGUCCAAGGAAACUGAUCAGUUUCCCUCCCGUCGGUCAAUGCUGCCCCCAACCAUGGACGGAGAAGUCGACAUCGAUGAUAUCGUCGACCACAGGGAGAUGCCCGUUCACAAGCCUCUAGGAAGGGGGGACGUCCUCCAAAGCCAAAGCUGCAGUUUCGUGUCCACUUCAGACAUCACAUUGAUCCGAAAGAGGACCGCUGAUAAGUUUGUCGUGGUCUACUUAGACGACAUUCUGAUCUUUAGUAAGUCUGCCGAGGAGCACGCACAACAUGUUGAGAACGUACUUUCACUCCUGCGACAGCACAAGUAUAAGGUCAACUUAGAGAAGUGCGAGUUUGGUCGCACUAAGAUACUAUACUUGGGUCAUGAAGUAUCCGCGGAGGGAAUUAGGCCGGAAGAUGCGAAGGUGGCUAGUAUUCGAGACUUGCCACGRCCUYAGACAGUCACUGAGGUCAGAUCAUUCUUCGGAAUGUGGGGCUACUAUAGGAACUUCGUAAAGAACUAUUCUACAGUCGCCUCUCCUUUGACUGAUCUAACUCGACUUGACACACCGUGGGGCUGGAGUGAUGAUUGUGAGGAUGCUUUCAAGAGAUUGAAGCAUGCACUCAUGAAUCAUGAGGUUCUCAUGGUUCCCGAUCCGCCGAAGCCAUUCAUAGUGACCACCGACGCAAGCCAAUACGGCAUUGGCGCAAUGCUGGCUCAGCAAGAUGGGAAAAAGUUGAGACCGAUUGAGUAUAUGAGCAAGMAGAUGCCAUCAAAGAAGUUGGCAAAGUCCACCUACGAGAGGGAACUCUAUGCUCUGUAUAAAGCACUUGUCAUACAUCAAUAUGACUUCAAGCUUGAGUACCUGAAGGGAGAGUAUAACAAGGUUGCUGAUGCGCUAUCACGUAAACCAGACUACCUAGGUGCGCUAGUUUCUGACUUUGGCGUUUGUGAAGAAGUAACUCAAUCAUUGGUGGGAGCCUAUCAGGAAGACCCUGUCACGACGGACAUCAUUCGCAAGCUUCAGGCAAAAGACAAGGCCACAGAAAGACAGAGUGUCUCCAUGGAUUUCAUGGACACCCUGGUGACUAGUAAGAGUGGCAAGAGGCACAUCUUUGUUAUCAUCGACCGAUUCACCAAGUACGCUAGACUAGUGGCUAUGCCAGAGACCGCAAGAACUGACUUCGUCAUCAAGUUGUUCAAAGACAACUGGGUGCGUGACUUUGGUUUACCAAAGUCAAUCGUUAGUGACCGAGAUGUCCGAUUCACAAGUGAACUGUGGAAGAAGACCGCAGAACAGAUGGGCAGUCAACUUCAAAUGACUUCAGGGAAUCAUCCUGAAGCCAACGGACAAGCCGAACAAAUGAAGAGAGUUGUACAGCGCUUGCUGCGACAUUAUAUCAAGCCCAGUCAAGAUGAUUGGGAUAAGCAAUUGCCUCUCAUCGCCAGCUUGUACAACAAUGCUAUCCAUAGUAGUACCAGCGUUAAUCCUCAUCAGUUGCACUUGGGAUGGAAGCCUAGAUCAGCACUAGACUUCCUCCUACCCGAAAACCGACCCGCUGCAAUUCCAAGCACACUAGAGUAUGGUGUGCAGUAUGAGAAGUUGCUGCAAGAGGCUGUCAAGCAUAUGAAGAAAGCUCAGCAAGCAAUGAUUGCUUUUGAGAAUCAAUAUCGCAGACAGUUCACAUUUCAAGUAGGGGAACGAGUCUGGGUCAAGGCUAGUGAGUUAGGACAGGAGUUCAGAAUCUCUCGCAAACUAAUGCCUCAGUACUUUGGUCCCUGGGAAGUCCUGGAUAUAGUGGGAGAUGAGAUGGAUGGUCCCACAUAUGUCAUUCGUGUCCUUGGACACCUACGCACUCACCCAGUCUUUCAUGCCUCAAAGCUUGCACCUUUCGCUGAGACAKAUCAAUUYCCUUCCAGGAGAUCGAUGCUGCCCCCAACCAUGGAUGGACACGUGGACAUCGACGACAUUGUGGAUCACAGGGAUAUGCCUGUUCCGAAGCCGCUGGGUCGAGGAAGACCUCCUAAGCCCAAGAGAGAGUACCGCGUCAAGAUUCAGGCAUCAUACGGAUCCGAAAGAAGAUCGAUGGUUUACCAGGGAGGAACUGAUUGAGACAGCUCCUUAGGUGGUGCCAGCAUAUGAGAGGCUACUGAAAGGGAAGGCACCUGCGAAGUAAGCAUCUCAGCGGACUUUCGAAGCUAAGGGGGAUGGAAUGUGAGGAUUGAGCCCUCAAGUAGGGGCCUUGCCAUAAUGUACAUGUUCUGGGCUAAGGCCCCAACAAGCCUCGUGCCCGCCCUAAGUGAAGGCGGGCCAGCAAAUCAACAAGAGCCCUCUGU
Messenger RNA from Chara braunii, 7897 nucleotides. The record is from the annotation of a GenBank genome assembly. Lineage: Eukaryota; Viridiplantae; Streptophyta; Charophyceae; Charales; Characeae.